UCGAAUCAGAAUGUAGUAGCGUUUUUACAAUUUUCACUAGCAUAUGUAUGGUUCAUAAAGUGUGGUAAUAUCUCAUCUAUUCAGGCGGCGAAAAUAGUGUGAACAUAUUAAGUUUUUAACGGAGUUGGCUCUAGCAAGCCAGUGAAACGACGACAGAAUGUCGGUAGCGGAAUAUGUCCAGCUAGCGCUUCUUCUGGGAUCAGGAUUUAUAUUUUUCCUGCUAGUGGUGGUUGGAAUAAUCCUUAAGGUCACAACCAUCCCGUUCCCGCACAUUGUCCUUCAUAAAGAAGAACAAUACUUCCUGGACCCAACCACCGAUGAGAAAAAGAAAUUUCCCUCCCUUGAAGACCAACCAUCCGUAGAACUGAGCGUAAUAGUUCCAGCGUUCGAUGAGGAAAAACGAAUACCUCUGAUGUUGGACGAAUGUCUCGAAUAUCUGGAAUCCAGGCGGAAAUCAGAGAAAGACUUCUCCUACGAAGUGAUAGUGGUCAGCGAUGGCAGUCGGGAUAAAACGGUCGAAGUUGCCCAGAAAUAUGCCUCCAAAUAUGGAACCGACAAGGUUCGAGUGCUGGCACUGGUGCAGAACCGUGGCAAAGGCGGUGCCGUUCGCUUGGGAAUGCUUAGCGCUCGUGGACGGUUCCUUCUGUUUGCCGAUGCCGACGGUGCAACCAAGUUUGCCGACUAUGCAAAGCUGGAACAAAGCAUGAGCAAACUCAACGGUAACGACCAUACCAAAGAUGCCAUCUCGAUCGGGUCGCGGGCUCAUCUGGAGCAGGAAGCCACUGCCCAGCGUACCCUUUUCCGAACGUUGCUGAUGCAUGGAUUCCAUUUUCUGGUGUGGACUUUUGCCGUGAAAAAGAUACGCGAUACCCAGUGUGGUUUCAAGCUGCUAACCCGGUCGUCCGCUAGGAAAGUGUUUGCCGUGAUGCACGUAGAACGGUGGGCUUUCGAUGUGGAGCUGCUGUUCAUUGCGCAAUCGUACAAUAUUCCGAUCGACGAGAUUGCCGUCCGAUGGACCGAGAUCGAGGGUUCCAAGCUGACGCCAUUUUGGUCCUGGCUGCAGAUGGGAAGGGAUUUGAUUUUCAUCUGGUUCCGAUAUGCGAUAGGAGCGUGGCAGUUGCGAAAAGAACAUGUGAACUGAUCGCAGUUGAUCUCUCCUCUCCGGUCGGGGCUUUCUCCAAUGGUACAGACAUGCAUGCAUUGAUGCUAGCUUUUUUUUUAGGUUGGAAUUGGAAGUUAUUCCAGAGUAUUUUUAAGUUCAUUGCCUUUUAAAUGAUACGAUUCGAAUAAGCGUGAGCAAAUGCAUUUCAUUUUGUUG
Ochlerotatus camptorhynchus is the source of this 1318-nucleotide messenger RNA. RefSeq names its product Dolichyl-phosphate beta-glucosyltransferase wollknaeuel (gene wol). The coding region runs from base 158 to 1141 and encodes 327 amino acids. Gene Ontology annotation, cellular component: endoplasmic reticulum membrane. The record is from RefSeq and is a predicted model, not a curated record. The transcript is spliced from 3 exons. NCBI's taxonomy places the organism in Eukaryota, Metazoa, Arthropoda, Insecta, Diptera, Culicidae.